CAUUAUGUUCCAUCAAUCCAAACGAAGCCGAAUCGUAACUCUCCCGCGCGCUUUCACCUCACAUUCUCGAACCUUCCUUCACCGGCAACGAUGGCCACCGCAACUCUCAGCCCCGCCGACACCGAUAAGCUCUCCAACCUCAAAUCCGCCGUCGCUCACCUCAGCCAAAUCAGUGAGAAUGAGAAGAGCGGAUUCAUCAACCUCGUCGCUCGUUAUCUCAGUGGAGAAGCACAGCAUGUUGAAUGGAGUAAGAUCCAGACGCCUAAUGAUGAAGUGGUGGUGCCUUAUGAUAGUUUGGUACCAACUCCUGAAGAUUCUUCACAGGUGAAGAAUCUCUUAGAUAAGCUUGUGGUGUUGAAGCUUAAUGGAGGCCUGGGGACAACUAUGGGUUGUACUGGUCCAAAAUCUGUCAUUGAAGUUCGUGAUGGAUUGACAUUUCUUGAUUUAAUUGUCAUCCAAAUUGAGAAUCUCAAUUCCAAAUAUGGAAGCAGUGUUCCAUUGCUUUUGAUGAACUCGUUCAACACUCAUGAUGACACUCAAACGAUUGUUGAAAAAUACAAAAACUCGAAUAUUGAGAUUCAUACCUUUAACCAGAGCCAAUACCCUCGAUUGGUUGUUGAUGACUUUUUGCCAUUUCCAUCCGAAGGACAGACUGGCAAGGAUGGGUGGUACCCUCCUGGCCAUGGAGAUGUCUUCUCAUCAUUAAUGAACAGUGGAAAACUUGAUGCACUUUUAUCGCAGGGUAAGGAGUAUGUGUUUGUUGCCAAUUCAGAUAACUUGGGUGCUGUAGUUGACUUGAAAAUCUUAAAUCAUUUGAUCGAGAACAAGAAUGAAUACUGCAUGGAGGUGACUCCCAAGACAUUGGCUGAUGUGAAAGGUGGCACUCUGAUUUCUUAUGAAGGAAGGGUUCAGCUCCUGGAAAUCGCUCAAGUUCCAGAUGAACAUGUUAAUGAAUUCAAGUCAAUAGAGAAGUUCAAAAUUUUCAACACAAAUAAUUUGUGGGUGAACUUAAAAGCAAUUAAAAGGCUUGUUGAGGCUGAUGCUCUGAAGAUGGAGAUUAUUCCGAAUCCAAAGGAAGUUGAAGGAGUGAAAGUUCUUCAACUCGAAACUGCUGCCGGUGCUGCAAUUAAGUUUUUUGACAAGACUAUUGGAAUCAACGUUCCUCGAUCCCGCUUCCUUCCAGUGAAGGCAACUUCAGAUUUGCUUCUAGUUCAGUCAGACCUGUACACUUUACAGGAUGGAUUUGUUCUUAGGAACCAAGCUAGGGCAAAUCCUCAAAACCCUUCUAUUGAAUUGGGACCAGAGUAUAAGAAGGUCAGCAACUUCUUGAGCAGGUUCAAGUCAAUUCCCAGUAUAGUUGAGCUCGAUAGUAUAAAAGUGGCAGGCGAUGUAUGGUUUGGAGCUGGUGUUAUCCUCAAGGGGAAAGUCAGUAUUGUUGCAAAACCAGGUGCAAAGCUGGAAAUACCUGAUGGAGCUGAGAUUGCUAACAAGGAGAUAAAUGGUCCUGAGGACCUGUGAGGAUUUAAAAUUUGUCUGGCAGUGCAAUCUUUUCAGUCUUCUUAUUGCUCCAAGUUUGAUAGGGAAAAAAAUAACAAGGCGGUUUUUAAUGAGGAUGUCUGAAUAUGGAGCAUUGCCUAUUAUUUUGUAAUUUUGUUUGACAAAGACUCAAGGAGGGUCAUGUUUUGAUCCCUGUGAUAUGAAGCGUUUCCGCCAUUUUUGCCGAAUAAUGUGGUCUCUACUUUUAUUUUUGGCUGGUUACUACUAUGAGGUUUCACUGCAAA
Messenger RNA from Lotus japonicus, 1781 nucleotides. RefSeq names its product UTP--glucose-1-phosphate uridylyltransferase-like. Gene Ontology annotation, molecular function: UTP:glucose-1-phosphate uridylyltransferase activity. The coding region runs from base 91 to 1518 and encodes 475 amino acids. The record is from RefSeq and is a predicted model, not a curated record. The transcript is spliced from 21 exons. NCBI's taxonomy places the organism in Eukaryota, Viridiplantae, Streptophyta, Magnoliopsida, Fabales, Fabaceae. Gene Ontology annotation, cellular component: cytoplasm. Gene Ontology annotation, biological process: UDP-alpha-D-glucose metabolic process; glycogen metabolic process.